Messenger RNA from Durio zibethinus, 1035 nucleotides. The record is from RefSeq and is a predicted model, not a curated record. Lineage: Eukaryota; Viridiplantae; Streptophyta; Magnoliopsida; Malvales; Malvaceae.
AUGGCUACAAUGAAGAAGAGCAGAGCUUCAAAGGAAAAUGAAAUGGACCGACUCAGUGACUUGCCAGACAGUUUAAUCCAUCACAUUCUUUCCUCUCUGAACACCAAAAAUGCAGUCCAAACAUGUGUGUUGUCCAAGAGAUGGAGCCAUCUCUGGACUUGUCUUCCCAGCCUCAAUUUUGACAGCCAAUCAUUCAAGUAUCUUACUUCCUUCAAAAAAUUUGUACUCCACGUCCUCUCUCGACGUGAACCAUCUAAUCUCCAUAGCCUAAAAUUCCAUAGCUGCUCAUCGGAUAAAACUUUUAUAGGCAGAGUUAUCUGCUAUGCUGUAUCGCAUUCUGUACAAGAAAUCUAUAUGGAUCGUACAAUCCAUCCAGCAUAUCGGCUUCUCUCUAGCACAUCCCUGAGAACUCUCCACCUUGAAAAUUGUUCAUUAUUUGGUGAUCACUUUUCGAGAUGUUUGAAUCUAGAAAAUCUGUUCAUCGACAGAUGUUUUAUAUCUGUAGAACAUAAGGUGAUUAAAAUUUCCGGUCCACGGUUGGUAGCAGUGAACAUCAGUCGGGUAACUCAGAUUGGUUAUGAGUCUGAGACGUACGCCUAUACACUUGUGGUUUCUUCUCCAAGACUGUCCUCCUUUUGCUACCAGGGUAGCUGUCCUUCAGCAUUGUCAAUGGAAGGAUGUUCGAUUCUUGACAGGGUCAACAUUGGUUUAUCUGUCCAUGAAGAAAAGCAAGAGUUCCGUACAUUUCUGAAAAAUACUUUGCAAGGGGUGAUCUUACAUGCUAAAUUACUAACUAUAGAGUGGAAGGAAGGAUUGAUGAUAAAAACCGCAUUAAGGAAUAACGAUGUACAUGCCAUAAUCUAUAACGAGGCUACUAAGGAAGAAAGGAACUUGUGUUGGAAGGCAGCUAAUGAAAACUUUGAACUGUUUUUUGAGUGGAUAUUUGCAAAGAUGGAAAUCAAAUCAAGCCCCAAUAACAUCAAUGCAGACUUUUGGAGAUAUUCAGCUGUUUUUCACAUGGCUGCACAGGUGUGA